Molecule: messenger RNA, 1161 nt
Organism: Cladocopium goreaui
Lineage: Eukaryota; Dinophyceae; Suessiales; Symbiodiniaceae
Source: the annotation of a GenBank genome assembly
AUGGGACAAGGGACUCAUGUCAGAGACAGGGCAUCCAGUGCCAAAAUGCCCUAUCGCAGCUGUGAUGACACUGAGUCUACUUGCACAGUUCCUAUUUCUUGGAAGCGCAAGCAGCGAGUUUUGGUCAAUUCCGGCCUCCGCGCUCUGAAAGCUCCAAUGGUUGUGUUGGCAUUGUGCAACAUGGUCUUCAGCUGUUCCAACUUGAACUGGAACGACCCACAAGACCACUUGGAACUCUUCGCUGGAGUUUGCUCCAUCACUCGCGGCGAAUGGAAGGAGUCUCGCUCUGGGGUACCUAUGGACCUGGACUUUGGUAAGGAUCAUGACAUCCUCUCGGAUGCAGGCUUCUCCAACAUGGUGUUUCAAGUGCUUAACUUACGACCUGGUGGAUCCAUGUGGGCUGCGCCGGUAUGCAGCACGUCGAGAGGGAGUACAGGCCGAAGUUCAAGUAACCCGAUGGGGCAUGGUAAGGGCACCACCUACUUGCACAACUUGAUGGUGGGACGAGUCGCCGUGUUGUUGCUCAUAGCAGCAGCAAAGGCCAUAUGGUGGAAACUUGAGCAGCCUAAGGGCAGCCUGCUGGAGGGGCAUUUGCUUUUCCAAGCCCUUCUUCGACUGCUGCAGAAGUUAAAAGUGAAAAUCACCAGGGUGAGCACAUCCCUUUGCUGGUUUGGUGCAGACACUGUGAAGCCAUUAUGGGUGUACUCCAGCAAACCUGAAGCAGUUGAAGUGAACGACUUUGCCAACAAGACCCUCGUGCCGCCCAAGAAGACCAAGCUUGUGAUCCACUACAAGGACAGCAAAGGACAGCCCCGGAUCAAAGGUGGGCCAGGACUCAAACUAUCCCAGUCCUAUCCGUUGCGGUUCGGCGUUGCAUUUGCAAAGGUUAGAUCCCGGCACCAGAAAAAGCAUCGAUCGGAAGCGCACCGCUUCCUGCGAACUGUGGUGCGGGAUGGUACCAGUGCGGUGGACCCCAGCCCAAAAAUGAACAAGUUCUGGGUUGACCAUGCCAACCUCAACCCUAUUUUCUCUUAUUUGUCCAAGCAACAAUAGGCGUGGACAUUGCAUGGAUGAUUUGUCCAAAUUUGCUCCAACCAUGUGGAAUAACCACAUGAGUUUCAUGCAGCUAGGUGCCGUGGGAUUAAUGGCUUGAGAAUUCCC